Funneliformis caledonium is the source of this 204-nucleotide messenger RNA. The record is from the annotation of a GenBank genome assembly. Lineage: Eukaryota; Fungi; Glomeromycota; Glomeromycetes; Glomerales; Glomeraceae.
GAUAAUACUAUUCCUAUGGCAUCUGUUUGGGAUAAAUCUAACCUUAAACUCUGUGAAAUCACUUAUUUACAAGAAAAUUCCUUGACGACAGACAAUCUUGAAGUAUUGGCUAAUUAUUUUAGUCUUGGUGGUGUCUCUUGGUGGGAUUAUCCUCUUGAGACUGUGUAUUCUUAUGUGCCCAAUUUCUCUAAAACGCGAGAGUAA